CCAGGUCCUAAUUCAACAGUGUGAAGUCUUAUAUACCCUAGGGAAAAGGGUCUCUAACUUUCAUGUCGAGGAGUUUUACAGUGAUAAUUGUCUUGAAGUGGAAGAGUGAACCAUGAGACGACGAAAGUAAAAGAUCAGCGCCGGACUGUGACCCAAAGAUGGACGUCAAAAGAGAAUCGACGUUUCUGGGCUACUCCCGGGUGAGACCGUCGACCAAGCAAACAACUAAACGAGACUUCGGUGAAUACUCGUUGCCACGAAGAGCGACUGUUGAUCAACACUCACCAAUAUGGAAGCGACUGAUGGUCGAUUCGUCUGCGCGAGUGUCCUCAACGCACAGCAACAGUUGCCCAGAUUUAGCAGGGAAAUGUGCUGCGCCUGAAACGAGUCAGGUCUUAGAAAUAGGACCGUCGAGAAACGGGAAAACAACGCCGCGUGUACAAAAUAACAGUUGUAGCAAUUCGAAGAACAGUUCGCCCAACUUGAAGAGGAGGUCCUUUGGGCACCGUGAAAUCAUUGAUGUGCGGAAUGUGUCUUCGCUGAAUGGGUCGUCUGCGUCCGAUUCAUCUGGGCGAUACUCAAUGCGAAAUGGCGUGCCUAGUGUGAAUCGAUCAGAUCCCAAAUCAGUGAAUAGCUCCUCGCCAAAGGGAAGUCGGACGAUCAAAAAGGUGGAUUCCCAAUUACCGCGACCUGGGGUUGUGACUGACAGGAACCGCAGACGCCGUUUGUCUAAAUCUUUGGACGAGGACCUUGCGCAGUUACAACAACUGACGAAAGCCAAAAAGGACCUCGAGCGAUUAACAAUAACACCACGCAGAGAUGAUUCUGAUCAUUCCUACCAUCAAUCGCUGACGACCAAUGAGAUUGUUCAGUUGUACUUGGAAUCCACGAGCGACACUGAUAAAAACAUUGACGAUAACGUUAAAGCCUCGGAUAAGGCUUAUAACCCGACAGAGGAGGACCCGGAGUUGCACGCUAGGUGUCAGAAGUGGUUACAGGGGGUCGAAUUGGAGGAAGAGGUCGGGGAGGGGACGGGCGACAUGGAUGGAAUGUUUCCUCCAAUAAAUGAAGGUCUCAUCUGAUGAGUAUACUGUUAAAACGUCUAGGAGCCGUCCGUCACCUCAGUGAUGAACGCCGUCGAAGGUGCUGUGAACUGUCCCGGGGACAUUCGUGAUGCACGGCCUGACAUGCAAUUCCCCAUUCAUGUAUAGUAACCCCUGACCUGGACUCGGUCGAUACACAAAGUAGGCCUUGAGUAUGUAUGUUUAUCUUAUGUUCAAACCGGUACCCAUAUCAAUGAUAUUCUCGUUCUCCAAUCUAUCACUGAUGGUGUGUAGUCCGAAAAUGAAAAUGAUUGC
Lineus longissimus is the source of this 1358-nucleotide messenger RNA. RefSeq lists its product as uncharacterized. The record is from RefSeq and is a predicted model, not a curated record. Lineage: Eukaryota; Metazoa; Nemertea; Pilidiophora; Heteronemertea; Lineidae. Bases 159 to 1082 code for a protein of 307 amino acids. The transcript is spliced from 2 exons.